UAGAUUAGAGAGGAAAAGACGUGACGCCAGCAGUCGCUCCAGCCUCUGUGGCUGCUCUCUGCCUCGCCGGACACAUAGCUGAGAGUUCAUUUGUUUUUGUAAUUCGUUUGUUAGCUCCUAUACAACAGUGAUUGUUAAUGAGCAAAGACUACUGCUGAUAAUCCCCAACACUGCCUGGAUCCACCCUGUACAGUAGUUUUUACUUUUUUUAUAUUUUAUGAGUAGACCUUAGACCUAUAUUUCCAGUUUGUGCGUCUAUCAUCAGCAGGUUGCUUUCAGUUUCCAUACAUCUAUUACUGUUUAAUCAGAGGUCUUUUGUUUUCUAAUAGUUUUCUUUUUCCUGCACAGAGGAUGUUGUUAUCUGGGUGUUCUUUCCUGUAGUUUGUAGAGCAGGUUGUGUUUGAGGUUUAGAAUCGAUGUGAGAAGAAAAAACUGAUGUCAAGAUCCAACGCUGCCUAAAAAAACAUUCCCUACUUUUUCUACUGACUGGGGAGGACGCUGGGUUGGUGGAUUUAUUCUUCCCCUCCCUGGAUGUGACACUUGGAGCCAUGCUGCUGCUUCUUCUUAUUCUGCUCUGCCUGCAAACUUCACUGCAAGAACAGACUGCUGCUCCUGGUCGGUGUGAUAUCUCACAGAGGGUGGAGGUGCACACCUCCUGCACUUCCUGUGCUGCUGUCUCCACCAGCAGCUGCCCCCAUGGCUUCAGCAAUAUGGGGCCGACCAACUGCAGUUACGUGGUGGAGAUCGGUGGCAGGGACAUGGUGCUGGAUGGAUGUCAGCACAUCUGUGUGAAGGGGUUCAUGCAGCCACGAUGCUGCCCACAGUCCUGGGGACCCCUUUGUGUCUCCUGCCCCAGCUGGUCAGGAAAGACCUGUAACUUCCAUGGAACCUGCCUGGAUGGAGACCUCGGCAACGGGACUUGCGUCUGUGAUGACGGCUUCUCGGGCUUUGCCUGUCAGGAGUGUAAGAAUGAAAACAUCUUUGGAGAAAAGUGUGAUAAAGAGUGUGACUGUGUCCAUGGAGUGUGUAAUCAAGGUCCAGAUGGUGAUGGACAGUGUUUGUGUCAGCCACCGUACACAGGGAAGCGCUGUGACCAAGUGAGUACCAGGUGCAGCAACUGCAGCCCCUACUCAUACUGUAAAGGAGAAGGAGAUGCCGCCGACUGCGAAUGUUUGCCCGGAUACAGAAGGACGCCACAGGGCAAAUGCGCAAGUAUUUGCUCAACGAGGGACUGUGACGUCAACGCCCAGUGCUCCUCACAGGGGUCAAAGGUCAGCUGCGCCUGUAAGCCGGACUACGAGGGCGACGGCAAGAUCUGCAUACCCAAAAACCCUUGCUCCGUGAACAACGGAGGGUGUCCCAUCAACUCCACCAUCUGUGUCUUCAAAGGACCCAACAAGUCCAGCUGCGAGUGUAUGCAUGGCAUGUCCCCUGUAGGUGGCAACGCUGAGUUUGGUUGUCAGCUGGUCUCUGCCUGCUCAGCAGACACCUGUGACCCCACAGCUGACUGUCAAACUAAACUGGAUGGACAGGCCAGGUGUGUAUGUGAUGCGGGUCGGAUUGGUGACGGAUGGCGUUGCUAUGGUAACCUGAUGGAGCGGCUGAUAGAGCUGGACAGGAGUGGAAGCCAGAGAGAAAAUCUGACCGGCGCCGUUGCUAUGUUUGAGAAAGGCUGUUCACUGCUGCUGAGUCACAACGGACCAUUCACGGCUUUCAUCCCCCUGCUGAAAACCCCUCUGACAGGGGUAAAUGAGGAGCUGGUGUGUAAAAACCACCUGAUCCUGGGUCAGCAUCUCUACAAGGAUUUGGAGGGACAUGACUUCAACCUGUAUGGAGGAGCCACGUUGAGGAGCAAAGACAACAAGAGGUUCAUCCUGAUGGACAACCCCAGCAAACUGUACACCGUCAUCCAGGAAGACCUGCCAGCAGCCAAUGGGAUCAUCCACAUCAUCGACCGGCCAAUCACAAACACACUUUCUGACAGGCCUCUUCGUGAUGAGCAGUUUGCUGAUAAGACUAUCGGAGAGAUUCUGACUAAGGAUGAAAAAUACAACCGCUUCCUGUCUCUGGUUGAUAACUGUGGGUCACCGCCCCCCUUUCAUGGUCCAGGGCCCCUGACUGUGUUCGUCCCCACCAACCAGGCUGUGGACAAAUCCAGAGACGGCAGCAUCUUGUACAUGCUCAAUCACGCCAAACAUAAACUUCAGGAACUCCUCAGACACCAUGUUUUCUCCCGGGCUGUGCUGACAGUCGACGAGUUGGCUACUCUCCCUCAGAUUCAGACGAUGGCCAAUCAGAUUGUCACCAUCACUGUGUCCACUGAUGGUGAGAUCCUACUGGGCGAGAAGGGCGUCCGUCUGGCGAGCACCAACAUUGUGGCGUCCAACGGGAUCAUCCAUAUGAUUGAGGGGAUUCUGUACCCGCCAUCCAUUCUCCCCAUCCUGCCUCAUCGCUGUGAUGUCAUCGAGAGCAAGAUCACCGUGAGUCCAUGUGUUCACUGCAGUUACCUCUAUGAGACCGAAUGUCCUGAUGGCACCACUGAAAUGGACAGUCAUCAGAUCGGCUGCGAAUACGUCACGUCCCCCCUCAGGCCGACACUCAGUACAGGCUGCGCCAAAUUCUGCAACGCCACUAGAAAGGUAGCACAGUGUUGUAAAGGUUUCUAUGGUCCGGACUGUAAACCCUGUAUUGGAGGAUUCCAGCAUCCCUGCUACGACAAAGGAACGUGUUUUGACGGUAUCCACGGCAACGGCUCGUGCAGCUGUCUGCCAGGCCUCAGGGGUGUCGCCUGUCACAUCUGCGCGGAUCCAUCCAAGCAUGGAGACAACUGUGAUGAAGAGUGUCGCUGCGUGCACGGUGUGUGUGAUAACCGUCCAGGCAGCGGUGGUGUGUGUCGGAGAGGAUCCUGCAUGGAGGGAUACUCCGGAGAAAACUGUGACAAGACGGCCACGCCCUGCAACUCUGACGGACUGCAGGAACACUGUCACAUCCACGCAUACUGUACACACACAGGACUGCAAACUAUGUGUUUGUGUAGGGAUGGAUAUGAUGGUGAUGGUCACUCCUGUUCUCCCAUCAACCCCUGCCUGAAAAACAACCGAGGAGGCUGCGACACCAACGCAGAGUGUGCGUAUGUGGGUCCAGGUAACGCGUCGUGUGUGUGUGUUGAGGGUUGGACAGGUGACGGGAGAGUGUGUGUUGAGAUCAACAACUGUCAGCUGGAGAGUCGAGGAGGCUGCAGCGCCAACGCCGACUGUAACCACAUCGGACCUGGACAGAGUGAGUGUGUUUGUAAGACAGGUUACAUGGGGGACGGUAUCAUGUGUGACCUCAUUAACCCCUGCCUCCAGAAGAAUGGAGGCUGCCAUGACCUGGCAAAGUGUGAGCGCUCUGUGAAGGGUGGAACUCACACAUGUACCUGUCCUGACGGCUACGCUGGAGAUGGAACCAUCUGCUACGCAUCGUUACUGGAGGAGCUGGACAUGAACCCAAAGCUGUACGGUUUCUACCGACUGAUUCAGAAAUACAGACACCACUCUGAGGACCUGAGUGGGAACCUCACAGUGUUGGUUCCGUCCCGAGACGCUAUGAGGAACAUGAGUUCAGCUCAGGACUUAUUCUGGAGCAGCCGGCACCAUCUGCCUCACUUCCUGCGGGCCCACUUCCUGCAAGGGAUCUACUCUGUAGAAGAUCUGGAUAGACUGGUGGGGAGCAGGCUGCCCACCCUGAACCCCCCCACCUCCUGGAAAAUCAGCAACAGCAGUGGGGUGAUCCAAAUUGGAAACGCCUCCAUCCUCACCCACAACCUGCCUGCAAUCAAUGGCUACAUCCACAUCAUAGACCAGAUUCUGGCUCCAUCCCACUCAGACCUCCCCCCCGAGCCCCCCACCCUGAUGGCCUUCCUGAACUCCUCUUCCACCUUCACUCUGUUCAGACAGUACGGUCUGAUGUACAAUCUGUCAGAGGAUCUGGGUGUGGUUGAUUUCACCCUCCUUCUGCCAACAGAUGAUGCCAUCCGGCAGCACCUCAGCAGGACUAACUCCUCCCUACUGGACUCUGAUGUGUUUAAGUACCAUGUGAUUCUCAAUGAGCUGCUCUUCCCUGACCACCUGUCUGACGGCAUGCUGAAAAGCACACUGCUGGGCAGCGACUACCAAGUCCAGUUCCACUUAAAUGACAACAACCAGACAGUUGUGAACGGCGUUCCUCUUGACGGCAGUUUCAUCGAGACGCAGAAUGGUGUCAUCAUAGUCCUCCCUCAGGUCCUCAAAGUCCACCGCAACAGAUGCAGCAAGCAUGUCACCCUGCAGGUCAACGGAAGAUGUUCAGACUGUAAAGGACCACCUCGAUGCCUAUUCAACUACAAACCAAUCAUGGAACAGUUUCCAGCCAACAUGCGAUCCAACUGUAAAUACAGUAAGCGAAUCGGAUCCAGGAGGAAGAAAAUGCCAGGCUGUGUCAUCAAAUGUCUUCGGUUAACCACGGAUCAUUCCUGUUGCCCCGGUUACUAUGGCCACGAGUGCUUCAAAUGCCCCGGAGACGUUGGCAGCUGGUGCUACAAUCACGGAGAGUGUCAGGACGGUAACUAUGGAAACGGGGAGUGCCGUUGCUUUGAGGGAUUUCACGGCACCGCGUGUGAGGACUGUGAGCCAGGACGAUACGGAAACAACUGCUCCUCCAAGUGUGUGUGUGACCACGGGAAGUGUGAGGACGGUCUGGCAGGAAGUGGCAGGUGUAUAUGUUAUAAAGGAUGGAAAGGAGCUUCCUGCUCUAUAGAGUAUUUCCUCUGCUGCAGCUGUAUUACAGGACCCAAGGGUUCAGCUCCUGCCUGUGUGUGCGUUGCUGGAUAUGAAGGCAAUGGAACUUACUGCAAAGAGCUGGAUUUGUGCCGCAUGUCUAACGGUGGAUGUUCAGAAUUUGCCGUCUGCAUGAAGGUCUCAGCAGGAGAGAGGACCUGUACAUGUAGUGAGGGGUACACUGGAGACGGGGUCAUCUGCCUGGAGAUUGACGGCUGUCUGGUCAACAAUGGAGGCUGCCAUAAGUCAGCAGAGUGCAUCAGAACAGGCCCCAACAUUACAGCCUGCAGGUGUCCUACGGGCUUUCAAGGAUCAGGGAGGUUCUGUUACCCUGUCAACCCCUGCAGAAAUAACAAUGGCGGCUGCAGUAAGCAUGCUCGCUGUGAGUAUAUGGGUCAGGGUCAGAGGAACUGCUCCUGCCUCAGAGGCCACGUGGGCGAUGGCUUCGAUUGCCGGGGAAGCACCUACAAUGAGCUGUUCCGACAAUCAGAGAACAUCGUCUUCAGUCGAAUGUUAUCUAUGUCAGGCUCUCGUGGUCUUUAUGGUGAGGGACCGUUUACUGCCUUUUCACCUGUAAAGGAAACCAACAACGACUCCUCUUCUUUCGAGAAAUGGAAACAGUUUGGCCGUCUUCCUGACCUGGUUCGUUACCACAUCGUUUCCUGUGAGACUUUGACCUUAAGUGACCUCAAAACCACCAAGCUUGCUGUUUCAACGUCGGGACACACACUGCACUUCAGCCUGCAGCAGGGUUCAGUCUGGAUCAACAACAGAUCGAGGAUCGUGAAGAGUGAUUACGUCACAUCUAACGGAGUCAUUCACCACAUCGACACGCUGUUGAUGCCCUACAGGCUGCAGGACAAACCAGUCCUCCUGUCUAACAUGAUGAACUUUACGUCAGCAGCGAAGUUUUAUGGCUACAGCCGCUUCUACAAACUCGUGGAGGAUGCAGGGUUACUUCCUGUGCUCCAGAUGUCCAUCCACCAGCCGUUCACCAUGUUCUGGCCCACUGACAAGGCCCUCAACUCCCUGCCAGCUGAAAGACAGCACUGGCUCUCCAGCCCCGAUCACCGAGACCAAGUGGCUGCCUUGGUGAAGGCUCACAUCAUACGCAAUUCCAAGGUGAUGGGUGUCAGUCAGCCGGAUAAAUACUCGUCCUUUCGCACCAUGCAUGGAUCAACCAUCAAGUACAGCUGUGACAAGACGCUGGUGGGUGCUGUAUUGAUUAAUGAGAACGCAGCCCGGAUAGUGGAGCGCUACCUGGACUUCAAAGAAGGUGUGGCCUAUGGCAUCGACCAGUUACUGGAACCACCUGGCCUGGGAGCACUCUGCGACAGCAUGGAGAACAGAACCACUCACGGGCGCUGUGGACACUGCCUCUUCCCUCCAUCCUGCCCCUUCAGACACCAAGACACGGGAAAGACAGAGCAAUGUUCGCAAUUUAGGUCCUUCAGGUAUGGCCGCCGCUACCCAUCUUUCCAUGACCUGGAUGAUCUUGGGGGCCGGCCGGGCUGUAAGAGAGUUUGUCAGUUUCCUUCCUGGGUCCAGAAGUGCUGCAAAAACCACUACGGCCGAGACUGUCAAGUUUGUCCAGGUGGCUUAGAGGCCCCUUGUGGUAACCAUGGUGACUGUGACGAUGGGAUGCGUGGUUCAGGAAGAUGUAGGUGCCAUGAAGGUUUCAGAGGAACAGCCUGCGAACAUUGUACCACCAACCACUACGGCCCCAAUUGCACAGUCUGCAGUUGUGGGGCGCAGGGAAGGUGUGAUGAAGGCAUUGAAGGUUCUGGACAGUGUGUCUGUAACCCGGGCUGGGAGGGUGAUUACUGCCAGAUCGAUUUAGGUUCCAUCCCAGAGGAGUGCCGGGGGUGCCAUGUUCAGGCCGACUGUGUGCCAGGUGUUGGUUGUCAGUGUCAAUCUGGGUUUCAAGGGAACGGCACCUUCUGCAGUCCAGAGCCACCUCCAGACCUCUGCUCCGAGUACAAUGGUGGCUGUCACCAGAACGCAGACUGUAACCAGACGGGACUGCUCGUCAACUGCAGCUGUCACAGCGGUUACCAAGGAGACGGCUACUCCUGUGAGCCCAUCAACCGGUGUAUUGAAGAGCAGAAUGGUGGCUGCAGUGACUUUGCCACCUGCAAGUUCACUGGUCCAAACGAGCGUCAGUGCGAGUGCCUGCCGGGGUACUUGGGUAAUGGAGUCCAGUGUCUGGAGAAGGUUGUGCCCCCUGUUGACCGCUGCCUGGAAGACAACGGAGACUGCGACCCUGUGGCCAUCUGCAAGGACCUGCAUUACCAUGCCAACACAGCCGGAGUGUUCCACCUGCGCUCUCCAGACGGGAAGUACAAGAUGAACUUCAGUCAGGCCGACGCUGCCUGCCAGGCCGAGGGCGCUGCGCUGGCCAACUUUAAACAGCUGGGAGAUGCACAGCAGCUGGGGAUGCAUCUGUGCGUGGCCGGCUGGAUGGAGGGGGGGAAGGUGGGAUACCCGACCCGCUUCCCCUCGGUCAAGUGUGGAGACAACCACGUAGGCCUGGUUAUCUACAAAGAACCUGUGGACCAGAGCAGCAUGUACGACGCCUACUGCUACAGGCUCAAAGAUGUUUCGUGUGUGUGUCCCGCAAAUUACAUUGGAAACGGAGACUUCUGUAACGGCGUCCUGACUAGUGUCCUCGCAACAUACAGCAACUUCUCCAUCUUUUACAAGUUGUUGUUGGACUAUAGCGGCCGGUCCUCAGAGGGCAAACAGCUUGUUGAAUUUAUGUCUCACAGGAAGUCUGAGGUCACGCUGUUUGUUCCUCACAACGCCGGCUUUGCCUCAAACCAGACUCUGUCUGAUAGAGAUCUUGAGUAUCACAUCUCAACCAAUCACAGCAGACGACCAUUCAAGGAUCUAAGACACCAGGAAGUCAUCAUGUCCAGGCUUGGGUUCAACCUGACUGUUACCCACGGCAACAAUGAGAGCUCUAAGCUGGUGAACCAGCUGCUGCUGUUGGAGUGGGACAUUCCUGCUGUAAAUGGGAUCAUCCACGUCAUUGAGGCCCCGCUGACAGCACCCCCUGCACCGAUCUCCCAUCAUGCUUCCCAAGGCCACGCCCACUCAAGCGGCACGGUGUCGGCCAUCUUGGUGUCGGUGUUGCUGGUGUGUGUGUUGGCUGCACUCGGCUACUAUGUCUUUAAACACAAGAAUGACGCCUUCCGCUUCCACUACUUCAGGAAUGAGGAUGAGGACAGUGCGGCGGGCGGCAGAACAAAGCCCACGCUGGUCUCCAUCCCCAACCCUCUGUACAGCGGCUCCAGAGCCUUCAGCGAGCCGUUUGGGGAUGCCAGUCAGGGGUUUGAGCCAGCAGAACCUGAAGAACCUCCAAAGAUUCUGGACCUGGACCAGUAGAACCAUUCAAACUGGCUUUUUUCUCUUUUCUUUUUCUCAGUUCAUCUGUAUCCAAAUAAGAAAUAAAAUAUGUCCGUUUACUUAA
This is a messenger RNA of Perca fluviatilis (European perch), 8268 nucleotides long. It is a transcript of the gene stab1, whose product is annotated as stabilin 1. Gene Ontology annotation, biological process: cell adhesion. The record is from RefSeq and is a predicted model, not a curated record. Bases 549 to 8183 code for a protein of 2544 amino acids. NCBI's taxonomy places the organism in Eukaryota, Metazoa, Chordata, Actinopteri, Perciformes, Percidae. The transcript has 69 exons. Gene Ontology annotation, molecular function: hyaluronic acid binding.